Helobdella robusta is the source of this 777-nucleotide messenger RNA. RefSeq lists its product as hypothetical. The transcript is spliced from 3 exons. The record is from RefSeq and is a predicted model, not a curated record. NCBI's taxonomy places the organism in Eukaryota, Metazoa, Annelida, Clitellata, Rhynchobdellida, Glossiphoniidae. Bases 1 to 777 code for a protein of 258 amino acids.
AUGAGAAAAAAAACUAAGCAACAUGAGAAAAAUAAACUAAGCAACAUGAAAAAAAAAUUAAGCAACAUGAGAAGAUUUAUCAUAAAUCAAAAUAAGUUAACUACGGCUGAGAUUAAAGAUAUAAAUAAUGAAGUGAUCUCAAUGGCCAAGACCCAUGAUCAACAACAGCAGCAGCAACAAGAUCAGUUAGUUGAUGCCUCAGAUAAUCAGAAAAUAGCCGCAGCUCAAUUAAAUACAAAAGAUCAAUUUAGAGAUGAUGUUAAAAUUAUGAUAAAUAAAAUUCAACAAAAGAUAUCGAAGAUCAGAUACUCAGAUAUGAACAAAAAAAAAAUGUCAACAAAAUUUUACAUCCAUACAAAAACUCCAAAGACCUGGAGGAAGGAACUUGCUUUGAUAAAAGAAUUUAUGAAAGGAAACUCUAGUCCUAAGAUAACAGAUGAGGUGGCUAAAAUAUGUGAAAAUUAUGAAGUUAAAUUAGACAAAUUAAAUGAAGUCCAGAAAACAAUAAUAAUGAAAUUACAGGCUAAAGCGCAAAGACUUAGAAGAUAUAUUAGACAAAUUGAUGGCUUCUGGAGACAAAUUCUAGAAAAUAGGGUAUAUCACAGAAAUGAAGCAGACUGGAUUACAGAUGUAAAAAGAUCACUUAAUCAUUUGAAGGAAAGUAAAUGGAAAGAUCUCACACUUGACUUGAUGAAGUCACUAAAGCUAUUAAAAAAUCUUCAAAUUGGAAAAGCUCAAGAUCAGAUAGAAUACAAAACUUCUGGAUUAAAAAACUAA